This is a messenger RNA of Penicillium macrosclerotiorum, 2151 nucleotides long. Its product is annotated as mRNA-binding ribosome biosynthesis protein NOP4. Gene Ontology annotation, molecular function: RNA binding. The record is from RefSeq and is a predicted model, not a curated record. Bases 1 to 2151 code for a protein of 716 amino acids. Lineage: Eukaryota; Fungi; Ascomycota; Eurotiomycetes; Eurotiales; Aspergillaceae. The transcript has a single exon.
AUGGCUGAAUCGAUUAAAAAACGACGCCUCUCGGAAGAGGGAACCUCCCAAGAUAUCGAUACAAUUAUGGACACAACUACGACUACUCCUUCGGAGGCGCCGGCCGCAAAGAAGCCCAACAAAACUCUCUUCGUCCGAUCGCUCCCUACCUCAGCUACGACAGAAAGCCUGGCGGAGCGUUUUUCUCAGUCCUAUGUGAUUAAGCACGCUACUGUUGUUCUGAACCCAGAGACCAAGCAAUCCAAGGGCUUCGGUUUCGUCACAUUCGCCGACCUCGAGGAUGCCCAGAGCGCUUUGGAGGAACUCAAUGGAACAGAUUUUGAUGGAAAGCAGAUUCGAGUCGAAUACGCCCAGCCGCGUCACCGUGAAAUUGAUGAGAAACUUGGAAAGAGUGUUCCCGCGGCCGCCGCUCUCAAGUCAAAGCAAGAUCGAGAGGAUCAGAGAGCGCAAAACGCGCCUCCCAAGCUGAUCGUCCGCAACUUGCCCUGGAGCAUCAAGGAGCCAGAUGACUUGGCAAUGCUUUUCCGUAGCUUCGGAAAGGUUAAGCACGUCUCUCUACCCAAGAAGGGGAACACGCUUCAAGGAUUCGGUUUCGUUAUCAUCAGAGGCAAAAAAAAUGCCGAGAAGGCUCUUCAAUCUGUGAACGGGAAGGAGAUCGACGGCCGUCAAUUGGCUGUUGAUUGGGCUGUGGACAAGGAAGCAUGGGAAAGUGCUAAGAAAGAUGGCGAGGAAGAGGAAGAGAAGGAGGCAGAGGAUGUGGACAUGAAAGACAAAGAGGGGGCUGAGGAGGGCUCUAACGAGGGCACAUCCUCCGAUGCAGACUCCGAUGACGACCUAGAGGGCCUUGACGAUUUGGAUGAUGUUGAGGCUGGAGAAGGUGAAGAAGAAGAGGAGGAGGAAGAGGUUGAAGAUGAUCGCACAGCCUGUACGAUCUUCCUUCGCAACCUUCCUUUCACCUGCAACGACGAGUCACUUUACGAGCACUUUACCCAGUUUGGACCUCUUCGCUACGCCCGAAUUGUUGUCGACCACGAGACCGAACGUCCCCGAGGCACGGGAUUCGUUUGUUUCUGGAAGCUCGAUGAUGCGAAUACUUGUAUCCGCAACGCCCCCAAGACCACGGAGGUGCCCACUGCAGACAAGGAUCGCUCUCGACCCGCCCUGAAGCACUCCGUCCUCCAAGACGAGGACGCCGAUCCUAGUGGAAAGUACACCAUGGAGGGACGUGUCCUACAAGUUGCCCGGGCUGUGAACAAGCGCGAGGCUACGCGGCUGGAGGAGGAAGGUGUCUCGCGCCGGUUGGUUCGCGACAAAGAUAAGCGUCGCCUCUACCUUCUGUCUGAGGGUACCAUUGCCUCGAACACCCCGAUGUACAAGAAGCUGGCGCCCUCGGAAAUCAAGCUACGUGAAGCCAGUUUCAAACAGCGAGAGGCUUUGAUCAAGAAGAACCCGUCUCUGCACCUCAGUCUCACUCGACUCUCUAUUCGUAACAUUCCCCGCCACAUUACAUCGAAGGACUUGAAGCAACUUGCCCGACAAGCCGUUGUUGGCUUUGCCACUGAUGUCAGCAACAGCCUGCGCCAGCCUCUUUCGAAGGAAGAACAAGCUCGGUCAUCUGAAGAUAUGAAAGAUCUCGAACAUCUACGGAAGACGAAGAAGCAGGGUAUUGUGCGACAAGCCAUGGUCGUUUACGAGACCCGCGAGGGUACUAAAGUUCCCGAGAAGAGUGGAGCUGGUCGCAGUCGAGGCUACGGAUUUAUCGAGUACUUCACCCACCGACAUGCACUGAUGAGUCUUCGCUGGCUCAAUGGUCACGCAAUCGACAUUCCUGCCAACAAUGAAGAAGUCGAUAAGGACAAGAAGAAGCGCCUGAUUGUUGAGUUUGCUAUCGAGAACGCGCAAGUGAUCAAGCGCCGUAAUGAACUCCAAGCCAAGCGCCGGGAACAAGCGAAGGAGGGCCCGAAGGAUGAAGAGGCAGAUGGGGAGGACAAGGAUGACAAGAAUGCCAAUGACAAGAAGAGGAAGCGCGGUAACAAGGGCAAGGAUGAAGAGGGCGAGGAAGAUGCAGAGGAAGAAAACAAAAUCGCUAAACGCAAUCGCAUCAUCGCAAAGAAGCGCAUGCAGCGGAGAGGCCGCAAGGGUAAGGCGUGA